CUUCCUUGGAUGAUGUACAGUUUACUAAAGAUCGGCUAUCCAACUCUUCUGAUGCCUCGGUCAAAGUCAACAGAAAUUCUAGUCAGGAAAUCAAUCUAGAAGACCUUGGAAUAUCAAUGUACCUUUCUCCUGGAGCGGUUCCACCUGAUGUUUCUUGUCAGAUCACCCUAACCAUCCUAAGAGACAAUCCUGGUAUCGAUAUCACUGAAGGAGAAUCAAUGGCCUGUUAUGGGAUCAAGUGUGACCCUCAACCUUUGAUCUUCAACCAGCCUGUUAAGAUCACUAUACCACACUCUUCUUUGGUCGUCAAUCCAGAGCAGGUGAAACCAGACAUCGUUUGUCGUGUGUGGGACUCAAUCAAGGAUCUACCGAAAACUCUAAGGAAGCAAUCAUCCAGCUCACCAGACAAACCACCAUACUGCAGACUGUACAAGAAACAUCUUGAGUUGUACAUUGGCCACUGUGCGGAGUGGUGGGUUCUGAUUCCUCUUGAACAACAGGUGAUCCGACAGCAACUUAUUUGUACUCCAUACGUCCCAUACAGGAUCGAAAGAGGAAAAGAGCUUGCAGUUAAUCUUCAGUUGUGUAACGACCUACCUGGAAACGAAGCGGCAACACAAGAGAAGUCGAGACAACAAUCUUACCAUAGAUGUCAUCGCUCGGUCCCUUUCAAUGUUGAAACAAAGGCUGGUGACGUCACAAUCACGUGCCAUCGUGAAGGAGGAGAAAUUGAGAGCCAGAUCGUUUCUCUUAGGGACCUUCUAGCCAAGAUAAGCCAAUGUAUAUCGAUAUACGUUCCACCCAGUGAAGGCGAUCUAAACUUUGCAGUGAUUACCAUAACAAUUACACAGGCCGGGAAGCUUGGGAUUUCACGAUCUAUUGCCUUUGUCAUCAGAUAUACAGAUGGACCUCUGUGCCAAUUUCUCUCCGAACAGACAGACUUCACUAGGACACUCCAAGAAGUAAAGAACAGUGACCUACAAUCGGACGUAGACUUUCUAACAAUAGCCCAGACAAUGGACGUAAAUCAGUUCUAUGAUAUGGGCAUAGCUCUUGGUUUCACCAUAGCCGAGUUGGAUCGGGUAGAGUACAGGAGAUUCCGAGAUAGGCAGAAAGCUACCUAUGACAUGCUACUGGCAUGGAGAGGGAGACAAGCAUCUACCCAAGCAGCAAAGAAUACCCUCAUCACAAUUAUAGAAUCAUUCAACUCAUCUUCAAAUGAUACAACUUUCCCAGAUAUUGACCCAACUGAAGAGAUUCCUGACUGCACGCUAUUACAAUUUUCCCGUCACAUUAACAAAGAGAAAUUCUAUGAGAUUGGCAAGCAACUGGGAUUUGACGAUUUAGAGUUACAGCACAUCGAGCAUCGUUCCCUGUACAAUAGGAAGGAUGCUAACAUUCAAAUGCUCUCGAUGUGGAAAGCAUCUCAAAUAUCAUCAGAUAAACCGGAUGAAAAACUGAAGAUGGUCUGGGAAUCUUUAAAUGAGGCUUCAAACGUGACGGACAUGAAUGGUAUUUAA
Lytechinus pictus (painted urchin) is the source of this 1520-nucleotide messenger RNA. RefSeq lists its product as uncharacterized. Gene Ontology annotation, biological process: netrin-activated signaling pathway. NCBI's taxonomy places the organism in Eukaryota, Metazoa, Echinodermata, Echinoidea, Temnopleuroida, Toxopneustidae. Gene Ontology annotation, cellular component: membrane. The transcript is spliced from 9 exons. The coding region runs from base 117 to 1520 and encodes 467 amino acids. The record is from RefSeq and is a predicted model, not a curated record. Gene Ontology annotation, molecular function: netrin receptor activity; protein binding.